Pungitius pungitius (ninespine stickleback) is the source of this 5179-nucleotide messenger RNA. It is a transcript of the gene mamdc2a, whose product is annotated as MAM domain containing 2a. Lineage: Eukaryota; Metazoa; Chordata; Actinopteri; Perciformes; Gasterosteidae. The transcript has 14 exons. The record is from RefSeq and is a predicted model, not a curated record. Bases 71 to 2098 code for a protein of 675 amino acids. Gene Ontology annotation, cellular component: membrane.
GGGGAAUCUAACGGGGACCCGGUCGGUAACGGAGGACUCGACCUACAGAGGGAUCGCGCUCACGGACAAGAUGAGCGGCGCGCGCCUCGCCCUGCACGGGCUGCUGCUGCUCUGCCCGGUCCUCGGGGUGCAGCACCAGCUGCUGCCCGGGACCUGCAACUUUGAGCUGGGCACCUGCGGCUACACGUCAGACCCAGAGUACGGCAGCUGGAGCAUGAAUGAAGAAGGGCAUUUGAUAACGGUGGACUCGGCCUCCUUAAACAACCAGGACCAGGCGGUUCUAGUCAGUCCGCUCCUGGAGCAGGAGGACUGGAGCUGCGUGCGGCUGGUGUACCAGAUCACCGGAGGAGGUUCCCUGCAGCUCCACCUCAGACCCGAUGGAGAUAAUUUUGACUAUCCUUUGUGGACGGCCAGCAGAGCCUCUGACAGCUGGCUCAUUGCCAGCGUAGAUCUGGCAAACACCACGACCCCUUACCAGAUUUUGCUGGAGGGUCGACCUGAACGUGGCUCGGGGACUAGCGUGGCCAUCUUUGAAAUUCACAUUGUUCCUGGUUACUGCAUGGAGUGUAAUUUUGAGGAGCAUCACUUGUGCGGCUACAGCAACAGCUGGAACCCAAAUGUCAACUGGUACGUUGGAGGGAGUGUGGCCAGAGAGCCUCAGUCUAACAACAAUAACCAGAGAGGCUACUACAUGUAUGUGGACUCUGUGUACGCCAAGCACUUCCAGGAAGUAGCCAAGCUGACUUCGCCCAUGACCACGGUGCCCAUAGCCGGCUGCCUGUCCUUCUACUACAACAGAGAUCAAGAGAGAGGGAACAUCUUUUCGGUUUUCACCAGAGACCAACUGGGCCACUACGAGGAGAUCUGGAGGCCAGGGGUGUAUGCUACAUCUGGCUGGACUCAAGUCAGCGUCGAUAUCAAGGCCCCUCACCCGCUGGAGGUGGUGUUUGAGGUGGCCUUCAACGGUGCCAGAGGGGGAUACGUGGCAAUAGAUGACAUCUCCUUUUCUCCUGAAUUUUGCCACACUGACACAGAACCAACCGUUGACCCCUCCAUAGCCAACUGUGACUUUGAGAAUGGGCUGUGUCUGUACCAUCAGGAGUGGACAGAGAGUAAGGUGUGGAGCAUCAUGUCAGUAAAGCCUAAUGCCUACAGGACAGGAGACCAUACCACAGGAACAGGAGGUUUCCUCGUGGCAAACACACGUUUUACUUUGCAGCCCGGCUAUGUGGGUCGGCUUCACGGUCCUUUGUUACCAGGCAACCACAAAUACUGCCUGAGGUUCUACUACCUGCUGCAUGGCUUUAGGAAAGUAGACAAUGCUCUGUUUCUCUACAUUUAUGACGAGAACAAUGUGGCCCAGGAGAAGGUGUGGAGCCUGACCGACACUUCCAGGGCUGUAUGGACUGAGGUGGAGAUCACCUACAUGAAGCCAAUGUUCACCAAGGUAGUGUUUGUCAGUAUAUGUAAGAACUUCUGGGAAUGUGGCCUGGCUGCCAUCGAUGACAUCACAGUCAGCCUGGGGGACUGUCAAAUGACAGCAGGCUCCCUCCCGGGCCAGUGUGACUUUGAAGGUGGAGUCUGCGGCUACAUCCAGGACAAGAGAGAAGACAAAGCCGACUGGCUGAGAACCCGAGGACACACCCCGACCUCUUUUACAGGACCCCGAGGAGACCACACUACUGGGGUGGGCUACUUCAUGUACAUCGAGGCGUCCCUCAUGCGUCCAGGUGACAAGGCCCGACUGCUGACCUCUGACCUCCGGGGCUCUUCGUCCCCUCAGUGCCUGGUCUUUUACCACCACAUGUACGGCUCCGGCACCGGCAUACUGAGCGUGCUCCUGCGCCGCGCCGACGGACAACGCGACACUCUGCUGUGGCGAAGCCGCGGCGAGCAGAGCGUCAGCUGGAUGAGGGCCAUGGCGGACUACCACUGCGACGUCCGACACCAGAUUGUAUUCGAAGCCAUCCGGGGCCCGACACUGCGGAGCGAUAUCGCCAUCGAUGACAUCCAUUUCCAAAGGGGGCCUUGUGAAGAUCCCGCCGACGUCACUCCGUACUCGGGCUUCUCCGAGUAUUUCAAUGAGAUUGAGAAAUGAGACGGCCGGGACGUUCAAUCUCACAAUCGUUGCACCUCACACUCAUCACUCAAAUACGCAACGACAGGCCGGUGUUAAGGCCAGUCAACACUGCACGAAAGAAAGGUUGUGCAAAUAUUUGCCAUUUAUUUGGCACAGGAUUUAUUUUAUUUUAGUCCCCUAAACCGCUUGUCAGUAUAGUUGCUACGAAAUGUUCCUCAAAGCAAACUGUGUAUUUUCUGGGGAGUAUUGUUAGCGCCAAUGAAUCAACAUUCAGUUCUCUAGUGAGCAUUUGGAGCCAAACGAAAUCAACAGUUUCUGUGUUCAUGGUGAUAAAGGUCCGUGUCAGUGCUGUGUUUAACACUGCAACAGGCGAAGAAGACAUGUCAGGCUACAAUAAAAAUAAAAUGCGAUAGUAGAUACAUUUAUUAUUGGUUUGGAUAUUUUAAUGAGAGGGAAUGUGGCCAACCUCCCUAAAAGCUGCUCAGAGAGGUCGUAGUUCCUAAAUGUGGUUUAAAGACUCAGGAUAAAAAAAUCUGUAGGAAAGAAAAACAAAAAGUAAAACCAGAGUGCAUAGAAGUGGUGCGUAGAUGUGGUUUGUGUGGGAGGAAAACAAAGCACACGGCCACUAGACAACACCAUGGACACAUUAAUGGUAAAAAAACACACCAGGCAGCGGCAACGGACACUUGUUUGGCCUCCAAAACGCAAGCAGGCAGUACUAGUAAUAGUCCUUUCAUUUUUUGCCUUUUUUCCACAAUUGUUUGUUUACUUCUGUCCUGUUUUUAUUUGUUUUGUAGUAUCCAAUGUUUCAAUGUACACAUGGAUUGGAUUCCCGUCUCACAAUAGGUCCACGGGUGUUUUGGUGGUGUUUUUUCAUCAGAUUCCACACAAGUCGUAUUACGUUAGUUCCACUGUGACAAAGGAUACGAGUCCAGCAUCAGUCUUAAGCCCCAAUCAGAUAUUGUCACUUUUGUUUUUGGUAAAUCCAGUGUAUCAGUAUCUUCUCAAGGCAUGGAUUUGGGGAGGUGCUGGAAACCUUCCCAGGGGAUUUAAUCAGUGCCCAGUUAUUUGGUAUUGUAACAUCCCUGUGGACUUUUCAGCCAAUCAUGCUACUAAUCUUUAAUCUUUAGUUCUGCUGGGCACCACUGCAGCUGUCAGCCACACUGAAUGUGGAGGUGUGAGCAGUAAUCCAGAGGUCUGGAACCUGACUACAUACUGUGUGCUUCUCUACUGACGACUUGACAUUAUUUCUUGCUUUUCUCACAAUUCUAUUGACACCAAAGUGCAUGAAUCCGUCACUUGAACCCUCCUGUUGCUGCCAUCUUGUUUUUUUUAAAACCAGCAACACAACAAAAACACGGUAAUCCACCAGAAAGAGAGGUAGCCCCGCCCUAAAGCAUAGCUUGCUUUAUGGUUUAUUUAUGACUCUAAAUUUACCAUAAUUAACUCAACAAACAUUGUGCUGUGGAUUUGAAACUAGAGAUUGAGACAUCAACUCAUGUUUAGUUUGUGUCCAGAAGGAAUUAAUCGAGAGAAGAAGAGUCAUUUAAUACAACCAGACUUCCUCUUGUAACCAGAGGAGUCGCCCCCUGAUGGACAUUGAAGAAAAUGCAAGCUUAAGACAUUAAAACUUUGUCUUCCCUCUUUACAACCGGAGGUCUUUGUGUAGCGUAGAGUGCUUCUCAGUGCUCCACGACAAUAUUUUUGGUAACUCUCAAAUCAUUCCUCAGGGAGAACAUCAAAAAUAUUAAAAAGGCCAAAUAUUUGGAUGGUCAACCAAUAAUAUAAGUUCAAUGUAGUAAUCCUAAGUCUUCAUUUCUAUCAUAACUAACCGUUUGUAAACAUUUCUUGAGCAAACCAAGCCAGGUUUGUGUUUGUGUUUGCUUCUAUUCAUGUGUGGAUUCAUUCAUCUCAUGGACCACGACAACAUGUGACGCCCGAUGAGCUUUUUACGGCAGUCAAACCAGAUCAUGUUUUGAAGCCUGUUCUUUUCUGUUAUUUGACAUUCUUUUCUUUUCUAUCAGGUCUCUAUGUUACUUGCAGGAUAUAUACAAUGUGUAAAUAAAAAGGCAAACUACAUAGACAAAAUCAUUCGGUUUGACAUUGAAUAAAAUUGUGUUAACGUAGUAGUACUUUUGACUUAUAUUUUACAUACGUUACUGAAAAAGCCCGUUUCUGGAUAUCUACCUGAGACUGAUGUGCCCGGAUGAGACUCACACGACAGCGUCGCUAUGGGGCUAUGUUUCGUAGCCUGACUACCGAUCACAUGGUUCACGCUUUUACAUCACAUUACAUCACAUCAUGUCACGACUGGUGAGUACAUGAAACGAGGUAAAGACCCACAUGCACACAAUAUAGGCAAAGACUUCAGGGUUUUAUUGUAAAACUGGAGGUUUAAAGAUUCCUGGAACCCAGGCCCUGUCAAAGUUUAUCUUAUUUCAAAUUUAAAUUUGAGUGUAGCCAAAGGGCAACGUCUGCAGUGUGUCGCAGCCCACAGUCAGAGGCUGCCACCCGAUUCAGUGCAGCCGCAGUGAAGAAUGCCACGCCCUUCUUUUAGGAGUAGGGUGUAAACACAGAGGCAUCAUUCAAGUCCAACUCCCAUUUCAGAAUCCAGGAACUUCUAUGACUUGUAAACAUGGUUUCUUAGCAGCAUCUUUCGGAAAAAGAAUACUCCCGAGCCUCUUUGGUGGCAUUUAUUUUUCAUUUUGAACUCUGAUGCCAAAGAGCAGCUUGGUGGCGUCUGCCGUUUUCUAGACAUUUGAUCCACAACCUUUAAGUGGUUAACGACUGUACUGUACUCCCACUGUGGGAUUGACUUACGGUUACUUUUUCUUCUUCUUCUUUACAAUAAAUAUCUGUACGUGUGACCGCACCAAACUACGAUGGGUCAUACAGAGUAAUAGAUGUGAUGUGUUUAACCCACUUACUGCUUUUGGCCGGUACUUAACAUGGCAGAUCUGCCACACGGAGGCACCUGUACAGUGGAAGUGGAAUGGAGAAGGUGUAGGAAGCCAGAAAGGAACCGGACCAAAAGUCCAAACCGAAAGCAAAUGCAAAUGGGGCAUGAAAAAAUAAAGAUAUAGAUCAUGAUCAUGUUCA